Messenger RNA from Harpegnathos saltator (Jerdon's jumping ant), 658 nucleotides. RefSeq lists its product as uncharacterized. The record is from RefSeq and is a predicted model, not a curated record. The coding region runs from base 84 to 395 and encodes 103 amino acids. Gene Ontology annotation, molecular function: oxidoreductase activity, acting on the CH-OH group of donors, NAD or NADP as acceptor. Gene Ontology annotation, cellular component: lipid droplet. The transcript is spliced from 4 exons. Lineage: Eukaryota; Metazoa; Arthropoda; Insecta; Hymenoptera; Formicidae.
CGACGGUACGGUUGGGGACAUAAAGGUUGUUACUUUCGACUCAUCAGUCUCGGCUGCGAAUUAUCGUUAAACAUCGAGCACUUAUGGAAAGUAUUAGCGAAGAACUACGUAUGUAUACUAAAGGAAAGUCUUCUGUUAAAUUUACUACCAUUCUCCCGGGUUUAGUGACUACCAAUUUGACCAAAAACAUUAGGCUAAGAUUUCCAAGUCUGUUUGGACCUUAUUCACCGCGGGAAGCUGCUUCUUUGAUUAUCGAUGCACAGAGACGAGGUUUCAGAGAAAAGAUUUUUCCUUCAUUCUGGCUGCCGGUAUCCUCGAUUAUAAGACUUCUUCCUGACAAGGCACAAAUGUGUUUAGUAGACUUUUUUGAUGUUGAUGCCGUUGCAGACAAUUGAAUAAUACCGGACUUACUAGUAAGCUUCUUCGCAAGCAUUGAAAUGUUCUCCAGAAUGUGUAUUUAGUAUUUAUUAUAAGUAGAGAACGUAGUGGCGAGGUUUAAAUCGAUUGCGCUAGUAGUUGCUUUUGUUUGCCGUUCAAUUAUUGCACGAUAAAAAAUUUGUGUUUGUGUUAAGACCGUAUCUUAUUUAACUUGUUUUGUUAAAUUUCUAAUACAAACCCAUGUGUUAAUUCUACAUAUUAAAUGCACAACUUAAUUCUC